AUGGCGGGGGGCGUCGUGACCACGCUGAACCCAGUGUACACCGCCUCCGAGGCCGCCCACCAGUUCUCCGACGCGCAGGCCGUGUACCUCGUGACCGCUCCAGCGUUCCUGGAGAAGGUCGAGGAGGCGGUGAGGCUCAAGAAGAGGCCGAUGCGCAGGAUAUUUGUGACGGCCGAGGAGGCGGCGAUGCGGGGGAUGACGGGCUUGUGGAUGAGAGGCAGCAUGGGGGAGGAGGAGGCCGGCCGAGCAGAGAAGGCGCCGACGGGCUACGCCGAGUUCGGUUCUCUCGACGUCGGCGGCGAUCCAGCACCGGUAGCCAUUGAUCCAGUCAGGGACGUGUGCGUUCUCCCGUACUCCAGCGGCACAACGGGCUUGUCCAAAGGAACGAUGCUCACCCACGCGAAUAUCGUCGCCAACCUGGAGCAGCUCAGCGCGCCGGGCGUGUUCCUGGACGGCCGAGCCCCGCACGGGCCCUCCGACACGGCCAUUGCGGUGCUGCCCUUCUACCACAUCUACGGGAUGGUUGUCCUCAUGAACCUCGGUAUGUGCUUCGGGGUCCGCAUCGUUACCGUACCAGCCUUCGAGCCAGGGCUGUACCUGAAACUCUUGAGCGCCUACAACGUCACCCAUGCGUACCUGGCACCACCGCUUGCCCUGUUCCUCGCGAAAUCGCCGCUGGUGGACUCCAAGGACUUCCCCCACCUCAAGGACAUCUUCUCCGGAGCUGCACCGCUGGGCCCGGAGUUGACGGAGGAGCUGAGACAGAAGUUCCCCAAGGCCUGCGUGCGCCAGGGCUACGGCAUGACCGAGCUGUCCCCCGUGGCCACGGUGGACAGGGAGAAGGCGAAGCCAGGGUCAGUCGGGUACCUGGUGCCCAACAUGGAGGCGAAGGUGGUUGAUCCAGACACCGGAGUGGAGGCGCAGCCGGGUGCUACUGGCGAGCUGUGGUUGCGAGGGCCUAAUGUGAUGAAGGGGUACCUCGGCAACGAGAAGGCAACGAUGGAUACUAUCGAUUCCGACGGCUUUCUCCACACCGGCGACCCCGCC
This is a messenger RNA of Prorocentrum cordatum, 1047 nucleotides long. Lineage: Eukaryota; Dinophyceae; Prorocentrales; Prorocentraceae. The record is from the annotation of a GenBank genome assembly.